This is a messenger RNA of Salarias fasciatus (jewelled blenny), 1617 nucleotides long. RefSeq names its product kinesin-like protein KIF24. The coding region runs from base 1 to 1617 and encodes 538 amino acids. The record is from RefSeq and is a predicted model, not a curated record. Gene Ontology annotation, cellular component: microtubule. Gene Ontology annotation, biological process: microtubule-based movement; microtubule depolymerization. The transcript is spliced from 13 exons. Lineage: Eukaryota; Metazoa; Chordata; Actinopteri; Blenniiformes; Blenniidae. Gene Ontology annotation, molecular function: microtubule motor activity; ATP binding; microtubule binding.
AUGACGUUUUGCCUGUACGAGUGUCUGAGAGCAGUUGGACUGCAGCAGCACUAUGCCAGGUUUACGUCAGCAGGGGUUUGUCGUGCAGCCCAUCUUUCGGAGCUGACUAUAGAGGACUACCCACACCUGGGAAUCUGCACUAUGGAGGAGAGAGCUCGGCUCUUUGAUCUGGUCCAGAUGAUCAAAAGUUUAGACUUGGACAUCCUUGGAUCUGAUGAAGAUGACAACUUCAAUAGCAAUGCUGCUGCUGCCCAAGAUGCUGAAAGCUAUGCUGUAGUGAAUGGAGAAUUCAACUGUGGUGACUCCAGAAAUCCUGAUGACGAUGCGGUUUUUGAAGUAAAGGCAGCAGCUAACUACAACUAUGGACUACCUCUGAAAGUCCCUGUAACUCCGAGCAAAAGGAGGGUGGGAGAGCAUCGCAUAACGGUUUGUGUGCGGAAAAGACCUUUGACACGUGUGGAGAGCAGAAGAAAAGAGUCUGACGUCGUGACGGCCCCAAGUGGAGAGUGUGUAAUUGUUCAUGAAAGCAAAGACGCUGUUGAUCUCUCUCCUUACAUACUGGAGCACAGGUUCUAUUUCGACCAUGUUUUUGAUGAGAGGAAUUCUAACGAGGAUGUGUAUCAAAAUACUGCCUAUCCCCUGGUGCAGCACAUGCUCAAUGGAGGCAAUGCUACUUGCUUUGCAUACGGCCAGACAGGCGCAGGGAAGACUCACACCAUGCUGGGCUCACCUCCCGGGAGACCGGGGUUGUAUGCACUGGCAGUCCGAGAUAUUUUCACGCACCUUUCUGCAACCCGCACACACCCAUCUCUGCAGGUGUUUGUCAGUUUCUUUGAGAUCUACUGUGGUCAGCUGUACGAUCUGUUGGACCACAGGAAAAGGUUGUUUGCAAGAGAGGACGGACAGAAGAUGGUUCAUAUUUCUGGGCUGCGUCAUGUCAGAGUGGACUCAGUUAACUCACUGCUGGAGGUGAUAUCACAUGGUACAAAAACACGCACUCAGGGGAUGAGUGGUGUGAAUCCAUGCUCAUCUCGCUCUCAUGCCUUGCUUCAGAUUCAGCUGAGGAACUCAAACCAACAGAUAGCUGGAAGAAUGUGGUUUGUGGACUUGGCAGGAAGUGAGAGAGCGUCAGAUACCAAAGAGCCAGACAAGCAAAGUCGCAUGGAGGGAGCUGAAAUCAAUCAAAGCCUGCUGGCUCUUAAAGAAUGCAUCCGGGCCCUCGAUAGAGAUCAAUCGCACACACCUUUCAGACAAAGCAAACUCACUCAGGUCUUGAAAAAUGCCUUUAUUGGUGACUCUAUGACAUGCAUGAUUGCCAAUAUAUCACCUGGACACGGAGCAACUGAGCACACACUCAACACACUGAGAUAUGCUGAUCGGGUGAAGGAGUUAAAGGGAAAAGGAGGACAGCGAGGAAGAAGAGGAAGUAAGACGGGGCCCUCCCCUAAACACAAUCUGUCCAACAGCAACAGCAGCAGAGGCAGCGGUUUUGGAGAAUAUGUACACAGGCUGGAGGAGAUCAUGGAGAAAAAGGCUCAGUGUGUUCAUAGCAUGCGAGCUCAGCUGCAGCCGUAUCUGAAGCCCAUUCAUUACAACCACUUAGAACAAAAACAAUAA